AAUAUAUUUUGACAGAACAAUAACCGGUCUUUGUUUUGUUUCACAAAUUUCGUUUGCUUUUAUUAUUCCUCUUUAUAAUUCGAAGGUCGGAAUUUUCGAGCAAAAAUAAAACAUUAUGAAAUUCCAUGUUCAAUCAAGUUUGAUUGUAAUAUUGUCGUGUGUACUGAUAUUAGAAGCGACCCUAGCACCACCCGACAAAAAUAAGAAAUCAAAACCAGCAAAAGAGUUGAAAAUAAAUAAAGGUCCUGUCGAUAGAAAUGUACACGAUCGAAAUUUGGUGAUUGACGAACCCACGUCUGAAUCAAUACUCAAAGAAAGUGCAACGUAUUAUAAAAACACUUCGGCAAGACUGUUCGAUGGUCCGACACUGGGAUUUGUCACACCAUGGAAUAACCAUGGCUAUAACGUGGCAAAAACUUUUGGAAGCAAAUUCGAUAUUAUAUCACCAGUAUGGCUACAAGUCUUGCACAAAGGAAAGCAUAAGUAUGAAAUUGGUGGCACUCAUGAUGUUGAUGCAAAAUGGAUUCAAGACGUACGCAGAGCCGGACCGCCGGGGAAAAAGGUGUUGCCACGUGUCAUGUUUGAAAAAUUCAGCGAAAAUGAUUUCUCGCAUGUUUUAAUGUAUGAAAGUGCACGAGAUGAAAUUGCUGAGUUAUUGGUUCAAGUGUGCAAAAAUCCCAAGCAUAAGUUCGAUGGAAUCGUCCUUGAGGUUUGGUUUCAAUUGGCUGGCCGUGUACAAGACAAGCACUUACUACGUCUUGUCGAGCAUUUGGCCAAGGUGCUUCAGAUGAAUAAUUUGAUGGUGGUGUUGGUGGUGCCACCACUUCGUGAUCAAAUGGAUUUCUUUACGCAAAAACAUUUUGAAGCAUUGUAUCCAUUGAUGAGCGCGUUUGCUUUAGUUACUUACGACUACUCGAACAUUGAACGACCCGGCGCCAAUUCGCCGAUAAAAUGGAUUCGGCGGGCGGUUGAACACAUUUGCCCAGACACCAUUCCAAAUUACCUCGAGAAGCGUCAAAAAGUGUUGAUUGGAAUGAAUAUGUAUGGAAUGGAUUACACCUUAGGAGGAGGCGGUCCAAUAACGGGGAGACAAUUUUUGGAUUUAUUGAAGAUGUACAAAGGAUCUCUCAAUCAUGCCGAAGAAGACGAGGAGAAUUACUUUGAAUUUAAGAAACCAAGCAAGCAUCUCGUAUUCUAUCCAACAUUGUACUCUAUAAACAAACGCAUCGAAUUGGCAAAAGAGCUGAAUACUGGUCUAUCUUUGUGGGAAAUUGGUCAAGGUUUAGAGUACUUUUAUGAUCUUUUCUAAACAAAACGAAAUACAAAUUUUGCUUCAAUUUUUUCUUUAUUCGAAUAAUUAAAAAAAAAACAAUAUGCACGACAUUCCAACGAAAUCGUGAUUCACAUACACACAAAGUUAUCGAAAUUUAAAGAAAAAACAUUGAAAAAUUCUAAAAUAUUUGCAAAGAAAAUAAACAACGAUAACAGACAAAGACUGCGCAAAAAUAAAAUCGCACGAGUAUUUUUUAUCAGAGUAACGAAUGUCAAAACCUCAAAUUUAUCUCUCUAGUCGAUUGAAAUAAAGUAACACAUGCACAUGCCAAAAGUGACA
Molecule: messenger RNA, 1612 nt
Organism: Contarinia nasturtii (swede midge)
Lineage: Eukaryota; Metazoa; Arthropoda; Insecta; Diptera; Cecidomyiidae
Product: chitinase domain-containing protein 1
Exons: 5
Coding region: 116-1309 (397 amino acids)
Biological process (GO): carbohydrate metabolic process
Cellular component (GO): extracellular region
Molecular function (GO): oligosaccharide binding; chitin binding
Source: RefSeq, a predicted model, not a curated record